Messenger RNA from Salvia splendens (bonfire salvia), 630 nucleotides. RefSeq lists its product as uncharacterized. NCBI's taxonomy places the organism in Eukaryota, Viridiplantae, Streptophyta, Magnoliopsida, Lamiales, Lamiaceae. The transcript has a single exon. Bases 1 to 630 code for a protein of 209 amino acids. The record is from RefSeq and is a predicted model, not a curated record.
AUGGGAUUGAGCCGCCGCAAGCUCAAUCAGCUAAUGGUCGCCCCUAUCCCCCGCUGCUUCCACCGCGACUACGACGCAAAAACCCCCCACCGCCGCAGCCGCUCCGCCGCCGUUAUCCGCCUCGUCAAAUCCGAUGGCAUGGUCGCCAUCUACGACACCCCCGUGACCGCCUCGGAGCUGAUGGAGGAGUUCCCCAAGCACAUGGUUUGCCGCUCCGACUGCUUCUACAUCGGGCAGGUCACCCCCGCCCUCUCCCACCACGACCGCCUCCUCCCCGGCCACAAUUACUUCCUCCUCCCGGCCAAUUUCUUCCAGUCCGCCCUCUCAUUCGCCACCUUCCUCCGAUGCCGCACCGCCGCCGCCGGCCCGCCGCCUUUCGAGCUCGAGAAGACCGCCGCGGGGGGGCUGCGGGUCAAGGUCACCGAGGAGAUGAUCGUGCAGCGGCAGAAGGAAAUGGAGGCGGAGGCGGAGGUGGCGCGCCGGAUCGUCAGGGUCUGCACGACGCCGCAGCUGCGCAAGGACUAUGAGAUGCUUGUGGGGCGGCGAUUGCAGUGGAAGCCCAAGCUCGACUCCAUUUCCGAGCAGAAGAGCAGGAAGAUUUUGAGGAAAACUAAAUCGAAUGUCGUUUGA